AUGGCUAAAAGAUACCCAGACGAUUACAAUGACGAGUUUACCGAUGAUUAUGUGACAUCCUAUUAUCAUGAUCUCGAGAAUGAUGACGAUGGUUUUUCUAGAUCAUUCAAUUGCUACUUUAGAGAUCUCAGAGAAAAAAUUGAUGAUGGAGAUGAAGACAGCAGUCUUUAUGAAUCCAUUCAUGUGGAAAGUCAGACGAGAAGAAAGUCUGAAAUGUUACAUCGAUCGAGAGGUAAGGAAAUCAGGCGAUCAAGUUCCCAAAUCUUCCAGCCGCAUCAACAACAGCAGCAUCAAUAUGUAUGGCCGCAACAACUGUUUGUUUCCCCAAAAAAUAAAUUGUCUAAACCAGUCAGAAGGAGGAAAAGUGAGAAAAUAAAAGAAUUUUUCACCAGGAAUGUCUUUAAAAGAUUUUCUAGUGCGGUCGAAAACAACAUCUCAGAUGAGCCCGCUAAUAAGAAGAAAAGGCAGCUCUAUACAGUAUCAACUCCACCUCCACUUCGUCACCAUCCUCUCAAUCAACUGAAAUUGCAACAACAGUCGCAAGAGCAACGACAACAUCCUCUGAGACAUCCUCGAAACUUUAUGGGCCGCCAGCAGAGGCAGCUUCGUCAACGACAGCAGCAAAUGUCGUUGCAACACGAACAACAACAAAGGCGACGACAAAGUAAUUUAAUUACUCGCUACAAGUUGCAACAACAAAGGAUGGAGGAGAAAAUGCGGCGGUACAAAAAGGUAGAGGACUGGAUUAGGAGUUCCCAAUCAUUCCAACUAACGCAAAGGGAAUGGUUUUGCAAGCAUCUCAUGGAAAGGAACUUAAGUAAUACCAGCGGACGCCUGGUUGACAAACAAGAGCAGACUGAACAUGGCUGGAUAGAUUUGGUGUACUUCAAAGAAAAUGAAAACUUGAAUAUAUUAGUCCGCAGAGGGGCCAACUUGAAUCCAAAGCUGACGGAAUUCUGCAACAGCUUUUUGGAAGUUUUCUACCUAGACAAUUCUACAACGGCCAUUAUGACGCACAGAAGCGCAACUGCAAAACACACAUUCCAUCCACGAUAUGAUUUCCCUGUCGUCAUUGAGAAUAUCAACCACGAAGGAAGAAUUAUCAUUAGAGUCUGGAACGUUGUACUGUAUGAAAGAAUUCACGAACUUCUCGGGGUAGCUUCUUUGAACGUUCCGAAGGAUAAUGAACUGAGAAGCAUACAAUGCCACCUCCAACGACCUUCCAUAAAUUUAAACUACCAUAGAAACAACAAUAAUGGCGUCCAAGAUGGCGCCCAAGAUGGCGUCGUCCACAACAACAAUUCGGAAAAUGAUUAUGAUGGGUACGACGAUUACAUCAACGAAAGUGGCCAUUCAUCAUUAGAAGAUGACGAUGAUGACGAUGUUGAUUAUGAUGAGUUCAACGAUUUUUGUAACGAUAGCGAUUGUGACGUAAGUGACGGUGAAGGUGACGUCACCAACGGAUUGGAUAUUUCUGUUUUGAAUGACGAGUACGAGGAUUUCUGCAGGUUUCGCUUACAGGGUCAUGUGAACACCACCACCACCAACAACAACAGCAGCAACAACAUCAUCAACAACAACAUUAACAACAACAUCAACAACAACAUCAGCAACAAACAAAGCCUAACGUGGCUAAACAACAACAACAAUCAUUACGACAUACUGAGUGUCAUACUCGAUGACGAGGACGACGACAAUGAUGGAAAAGGCGGGAAAAUAGUUGAUUGUGGGACAACGACUGAUGAUGGCGGGUAUCUUAACCCCAUCGACUGUAUAAUUGUAAAAGCCAGCAACAGUCAUUUUGGCGGGAAAGUUACAGACAUUUCUGGCGGGAAACCUGACGCCGUAAUAUAUGACGACGAUGGAUAUGCUGUCCCAGCUGACUGUUGUGAUGGUGAUGAUGAUGUGAAAGUCAGAGAUGGUGAUGAUGAUGAAAACAACAACAACAAUAAUAAUGAUAAUAUUAAUUGUGUCUACGAUCUAAUCCAUGAUUAUGUAGAUGUAAACGAUUGCAUUAAUGCUAAUGAGGAAGGUGCUGAUAAUGAUGUCCAGCGUGAUGGUGAUGAUAAUGAUGUCCGACAUGGCGAUGAUGAUGAUGGUAAUAAUGAUGUAGUUGCUAAUGAUGUGGAUAAUGGUGGUGCUGAUGACGAUAUCGUUGCUAGCGGCGGUGCUGAUAACGAUGUAAGAAAUAGCGGUGAUGAUAGUGGUACGGCAAAUGGCGGAAGUGGUAAAAAGGAGAAUGACCGGAAAUCCGGAAAGUUGAAAAAAUACUGGACGUCACUUGGGAGGAGAUUUUUUAAGAAUUAA
Molecule: messenger RNA, 2307 nt
Organism: Helobdella robusta
Lineage: Eukaryota; Metazoa; Annelida; Clitellata; Rhynchobdellida; Glossiphoniidae
Exons: 3
Coding region: 1-2307 (768 amino acids)
Source: RefSeq, a predicted model, not a curated record